Molecule: messenger RNA, 587 nt
Organism: Drosophila obscura
Lineage: Eukaryota; Metazoa; Arthropoda; Insecta; Diptera; Drosophilidae
Exons: 1
Coding region: 1-216 (71 amino acids)
Source: RefSeq, a predicted model, not a curated record
AUGCUAUCGAAGUGGCUGCUGAUCUUUGGAUUUCUGCUGAUGAGCUGGCAGUGGGCGCAAACCAUGCCCAGCCGCAACAGCGGGCAAGUUCCAGCACCGCCACCCGCCCAAAACGGGCAAAACCCGUCAGUGCAGAGCAUCUUUGACCUGCCGCCCAACUGCAAGCCCGGCGAGGUGGCCACUGGUCCCCAUCACAGAUGUCGCCACCAGGCCUGACGUUGUUAAAGUGUCCCAGCCGAUCGACAAAUCUAAAGUACUUAAUUAUAGCAAAUGAGUCUGCUAGCAGCUACCACAGCUGCGGAAUGUACGCGUCAGACAAGUACUUACCAACCAGAUGGAGACGUGCUCAAAACUCUGUUUUCUAGCUGCUUCUAAAAUAAAAGCGAGUGUGCCCAUAAAUAUUAAACAGUCGCUGUUCGCUGUGCCGUAAAAAGUAAUAAUAGUUUAAUAAAUUCAAUUGUACAGUGAGAAAGAAAUUCCCUUGCAGUUCUAUCAAUUCUGAUUUAACCGGUUUUAUAAUUUAUAAUCAUAAUAUUAAAGUACAAUAUGGGCAGUUCCGCCAAAAGGUCCACCAGGCCAAAAAUCAU